This is a messenger RNA of Raphanus sativus (radish), 840 nucleotides long. Its product is annotated as probable histone H2AXa. Lineage: Eukaryota; Viridiplantae; Streptophyta; Magnoliopsida; Brassicales; Brassicaceae. The transcript is spliced from 2 exons. The record is from RefSeq and is a predicted model, not a curated record. Gene Ontology annotation, cellular component: nucleosome. Bases 102 to 533 code for a protein of 143 amino acids. Gene Ontology annotation, molecular function: protein heterodimerization activity; DNA binding; structural constituent of chromatin.
AGAAGCCCUAAAAGGCACUGAACAACAUCUUCCGCUCUCUCACCACCUCUCAAUUCAAUUUUCUUCAAUCGUAAUUUUCCAUUUUCGCUUCGUAAAAGACGAUGAGCAGCACCGGCGCAGGAAGCGGCACGACCAAAGGAGGGAGAGGAAAGCCAAAGGCCACCAAGUCCGUUUCUCGUUCGUCGAAGGCAGGUCUCCAGUUCCCAGUCGGAAGAAUCGCCAGGUUCCUCAAGGCAGGGAAAUACGCCGAGCGUGUCGGUGCCGGAGCUCCGGUCUAUCUCUCCGCCGUUCUCGAGUACCUCGCCGCUGAGGUGUUGGAGCUAGCUGGAAACGCGGCGAGGGAUAACAAGAAGACGCGUAUCGUGCCGAGACAUAUUCAGCUUGCGGUGAGGAACGAUGAGGAGCUGAGUAAGCUUUUGGGAGCUGUGACGAUUGCUAACGGUGGAGUGUUGCCGAAUAUUCAUUCGAACCUUUUGCCUUCCAAGGUUGGGAAGAACAAGGGAGAUAUCGGAUCUGCUUCUCAGGAGUUCUGAGUUCUCUUUUUAGCUCUUUUGUUCUCUUGAUGUAACUUUAUAUGAGUUUUGAUUAAUCGUUGGGUUUGCAAGAAAAAAAAAUCGUCGAAUUCAACAACGAAUCAAAUCGGAUUAGGAGCUAGGUUUGUUUAGGUGUUAACAUCGAUUCCACUAAGGAACUGGAGCAACAGCUCUGGUUUGGCGUCGUGUGAGAAAAUUAGUGGACUAGUAAUGAUGCAUCUGAAUGAAUGGGCCUAUUUAAAACUGGUGGACUCUUUUGGAAUAUCAGCUUGUGGGCUUCCUGUUUAAAAGAAUUAUUGGACUCUCU